Hypoxylon fragiforme is the source of this 2194-nucleotide messenger RNA. Its product is annotated as ferric reductase like transmembrane component-domain-containing protein. Gene Ontology annotation, cellular component: plasma membrane. The transcript is spliced from 3 exons. The coding region runs from base 199 to 2076 and encodes 625 amino acids. Gene Ontology annotation, molecular function: ferric-chelate reductase activity. Gene Ontology annotation, biological process: iron ion transport; intracellular iron ion homeostasis; copper ion import. Lineage: Eukaryota; Fungi; Ascomycota; Sordariomycetes; Xylariales; Hypoxylaceae. The record is from RefSeq and is a predicted model, not a curated record.
ACUAUGUAUACCUACCAACGGUACCAACUUAUGAAGAACUCAAUUAUUUAAUUCCGAUUAUCAACCUUAAAAACAGGCCAGAUACACAGACACAUACAUAAUAACCAUGUGGUCAUAGGCGGACCGGUUUCUGAUCUCCUUUUCUUGUCCUACACGCCAAAGCAAGAACCACCACCACAAUCAACGAUACUGGUCAGCAUGGCGUCCAAGGCGAUGUCGAUGGAUAUGGGCUCCGACUCCAGCUCGGUGAACAUUACGAAUCUUCCCCUUUCGGAUCCUCAGUGUAAUAGUGAUGAUUGCGCUGCUUUCGAAGCUGCUCAUAAGGCGUCACAGGCUGCUGUUUCCUACUACUACCAAUUCCAAUAUGGCCACUUCACUACCUGGUACUAUCUGGCUGCCAUUGGCGUCGCCAUGUUCGUAUAUCUCUACCACGUGAACAGAAACCGGAGAGCUCGACGAGGAGCCACUGCCCCUGGAAAAACAACGCUAUCGCACAAGGCAUUGGCCGUCAUCCGUAUGAUCAACUACCGACAUUUUAAGGGGCGCGUGGCAGACUACUUCGGAUUUCUGUCUCUCGGAACCUCGGUCUUCGUCGCUCUGACGUUUCUCUUUUUACUCCUACUAACAUUCCUGGUUCAUCCGUAUUAUCGCGGGCGCCGUGGUUUCGGUUCUCCGCCUCUCGCUAUACGAACGGGGCUGAUGGCGCAGGCGCUGACACCCAUCAUUGUUGCACUUGCCGGCAAGGUCAACUUCAUCACCAUGCUCACGGGGAUCAGCCACGAGAAGCUGAACGUCUUCCACCGAUGGACUUCAUACAUGUGCCUAUUUUUGGCAAUAGUUCACGCAGCACCUUUCAUCAUACAGCCCCUGAAGGAAGGCGGGCCUGAGGCUCUGCGCAAGCAGUACUACAAAGAAGAUAGCAUGGAGUACACUGGAACUCCACCCUUUGGCAUACUCGUAGGUCUCGUCGUGCUGUCCAUUCCGUGGAUUCGCCAUCGCUUCUACAAUUUCUUCUACCGAUUGCAUAUUCCGAUGUACAUUGCGUAUCUGGGCCUCUUAUUCUGGCAUACGGAAGACGAGGGAGACUCUUGGGUUUACUUAUAUGCGACGCUUGGUAUUUGGCUCGCUUCUUGCCUGGCACGCCUCUUCUACAAGUGGCAGACUUUCAGCAUUUUUCGCGAUUGGUUCCAAGGAUUCCCAGCAAGACUUCAGACACUCCCCGGAGGUAUGUCUAAAGUGACGGUCCUCGCGCCGGCGGACUUCUACUGGAAGCCAGGACAGCAUGUCUGGUUACGGGUGCCGCACAUAUCGAUGCUUCAGAACCACCCCUUUACCAUCGCGAAUAUACCGAAGAACCAGCCUGGAGCGAUCACCAGAGCCACGGACGUGCAAGAGAUGACCUUUUACAUCCGGGCGCACCAUGGCCUGACUUUGGAACUUUUCAAGUCCAUUGCAGAUCACGAUGUGGCCGAAGAGCACGGCCGUUCUGUAUCUGUGCACGUUGACGGUCCAUAUGGCGGUCUGGUGGAGGAUAUACCUGCAUUAUACGAAUCGCAGAUAUUCGUCGCUGGUGGAAGUGGUGUAUCCGCGUGUCUUCCAUGGAUCCAACACGCGGCACAGCGCAUCGCUGAGGGUUCCGCCAUAACCAAGAACAUCCAUCUGGUAUGGAUGGUACGACAUGCCAAUCAGACAGAGUGGAUAACGGAGGAGCUGGAAACUCUCGUCAAUGCCCACCCCGAUCUGAUACACAUUGACUUUUUCGUUACAGACUCCAGCGCGUCGAGAGUUUCAAGCGCGGAUUGGGAAAAGAAUUCAGAAGUUGGCAGUGCUAAUAACAAAGAGGGUGACAAUGUUGCGACGGCAGUGAGUCUGAAGUUCGGGCAAAUACAUAUACAGCGACCGUACUUGCCUGAAUUGCUCCCUCGUCUUCUCUCGGCGCGGAGGUCCUUCAUUCUAGGAUGUGGCCCAGAAAGUCUCAGGACGGAUUUAGCGAAUGCAGUGUCUACCAUGCAGAAGAAAGUUCUGGCGGGAGAUGCUGAUAUCAUCACAUUACAUACCGAGUCCUUUGGUUGGUGAUUUACUUAGGCAUAUAAAUCAGAUAAAGGGGAUUUAGUGUUCAACCUUGAAAAAAUAUCACAGCUAAGGACAUAUGCCAUCUAGAUAGAACUUGAAUUUAUAUGAAUUUAUAUGACAU